Molecule: messenger RNA, 11103 nt
Organism: Ceratitis capitata (Mediterranean fruit fly)
Lineage: Eukaryota; Metazoa; Arthropoda; Insecta; Diptera; Tephritidae
Product: cubilin homolog
Exons: 22
Coding region: 74-11068 (3664 amino acids)
Molecular function (GO): calcium ion binding
Source: RefSeq, a predicted model, not a curated record
UCGAAACUUUCCCGCUGAUCGUGUUUUGUGUUCUCGAGAAUAUACAAAUUAUGUGGGUGUGAAUUGUGCUAAAAUGGCUACAAUGAAAUUUUACAAAAUUUUUUAUGCAAUAGUGCUGUUAACACUAGUUAAAAUAAUAAGUACCGUUAGUGAUGAUUUCAAUCAACAACCACAAAUUCAAACUCAUAACGGGAAAUUAAUUAUGCGCGCUGCGCCCUCUCGAAACAUAACAUUGCGUGUCAAAGGUGAAGGUAGCAUUUUCAUCAAUUCUGUUAAUAUUCUUAAUAAAAUAAUGAAGAAAAGUGCACAACUGCGACCGCCACACAGAGAUAAAGAUACCUUGACUACGCAAAGUGUUCGAUCGUAUUUGGAUGCUCUAAAAACGGACCUGAUUGCGUUGGGCGUAAGAUUUGCCGCUUUACAGAACCGGACAAGGGGCCGUGCUCAGAGUGUGAAUAUACGUCGCAGUUUGUUGCGUUUGCAACGUGCUCAUAUUCGUGCGACUCAAAUCGAAAUUGGACUGAUGGUAGAUGAGUGCAAGGAGGAGGGUAGAAAUGCUACGAAAUGCCAAAAUGGUGGUACUUGUUACGAUGGCUAUAAAAAUUUCCACUGCGAAUGUCCGAGUGGAUGGACGGGAAAAACAUGCGAGGAGGAUGUCGACGAAUGUUACCUGUAUGCGGGUACAGAUUUGGGUUGUCAAAACAAUGGAGACUGCAUCAACACGCUUGGAAGUUACAGUUGCUCCUGCCGUAAUGGAUUCUAUGGCACUCACUGUCGCAUACGCAAAGUAGCUUGUGAAGAAGGCGGAAAUGAAGAGUUGUGUGGCCAUGGAACUUGUGUUUCAGCAAAUAAUGAUGCUGGCUUCGCCUGUAUUUGUGAUCAAGGGUGGACAAAGAAUAAAGUAAUUCCAGAAGCUGCAUGCAGCAUAGAUAUAAAUGAGUGUGACGAGUCAACGAAUCCCUGUCACAGUGAGUGCAUCAACCUACCUGGUAGCUUUAAAUGUAGUCCAUGUCCCGAUGGCUACACAGGUAAUGGCAUUUCUUGCUCGGACAUUGAUGAGUGCGCCGUGAAUAAUGGUGGGUGCAGCAUGCGUCCUAAAGUGUCUUGUAUUAACACAGAGGGAUCAUAUCACUGUGGUAAUUGCCCCAUAGGUUGGGAAGGUGAUGGACGAAUAUGUGAGAGCAGUGCUCCGGAGAGCUGCGCGUCGAAAAAUAUAUGCUACCCCGGAUCCAAAUGUGAAUAUAUAUCCAAUACAGUUGUGUGCACUUGUCCUCCCGGUAUGUAUGGCCAUGGAUUCGGUACUGAUGGCUGUACUGUACAGCCAAUAACAAAUCCCUGUACAAAUCAUACUUGUCAGAAUAAUGCAACUUGCGAGGUUAUUGGUGGUGGAACACGGUGCUUUUGUGCUGCUGGAUUUCUUGGGCCAACAUGCGAUCAACCAGACGCCUGCCAAUCUAAGCCAUGUCUCAAUGGCGGCUCCUGCACUUUGCUCCAAAAUAAUCAAUAUCGUUGCUCAUGUCCGCGUGGUACCACCGGCCGAAACUGUGAAAUCGUGCGCGACGUUUGUGGAUCCAUAAUACGAAUGCGCACUGGCAGUUUGUCUUACCCACCCGGUGGCGGAAAUUAUUUGCCAAAUGAACGCUGCGCUUGGAUUAUACGCACAGAUAAUGCGCUCAUUUUGAAUGUCACUGUCAGUACUUUCGAUUUGGAGGCAGCUGCUGACUGCAACAAGGAUUGGUUACAAUUGCAUGAUGGCCGCUCGCUCGCUUCGAGAUUGAUAGGAAGAUUUUGCGGAAAGUCUCUGCCACUUGGUGGUAAUAUACUAACGACACAAAAUUCGAUGUUUUUCUGGUUUCGCUCGGAUAAUGAAACCACCGGUGCUGGUUUUAAUUUAACCUGGAAUUCCAUCGAAUAUAUCUGUGGCGAUGUAUUCAACCUUAAAGACAAUGCAAAUGGAUUAAUACGAUCGCCGGGAUAUCCGGGGAAAGCACCACCUGGUCGAGACUGUGAAUGGAAACUAAAUGCUCCUUUUGGUUAUCGAUUUAUCUUAAGAUUCUUUGAAAUUAAUUUAGGUAGCACAAGAGACAAUAACUGUACACGCGACACCGUAAUGAUAUACGAUUCGGACCUAUUAUUGAGAUCAGUAUGCGAGCCCUCUUUAAUAGAGCCACUGCAUUCCUCUUCGAAUCUCAUACAACUACAAUUCCAUACAGAUACUUACGGAACAGACAGCUCAUUUCAGUUACACUACGAAGUUGUACCGAGUGCUCCGAAUUGUGGGGGCGUUUUUACGGAAGCCACCGGCAUAAUUACAGGCUACAUUAAUGGGCGUGUUUGUUCGUAUCUCAUACAGCAACCGAUCGGCACCAAAAUUCAGCUGGAAUUUACAAACGUUGAUCUUUUAAGAUCCGAAGGUUGCUACGUACAAAAGAUACAGGUUUUCGAUGGGGCUACAGACGAAAGCAAUCUCUUGAAGGUUCUAUGUGGCAAGCAAGAGGAAACCGAUCCAAUAACAUCCAGCGACAAUGUGAUUCUCCUGCGUUAUGAGUACCUUUUGCCCUCUUUCAGUCUGCCAAAGAAUUUUGAGGUGAAAUAUACUAGAAUUUGCAAUAGUGAAAUUCAAGGCUUUGAUGCUGGUUUUCUGACAACGCCAAAUUAUCCAAACUCUUAUUACGAACAUAUGGAAUGCACUUUCAUCAUACGUGGUCCAGCAAAUUCUGUCGUACAUGCGAAUUUUACAGACUUUUCUAUAAGUAAAAAUGGGCCACAGGGUGACUCAAGUGAAGCUGCCAUUGAAUCCGCAUUGAACGACACUGCUAUUGACGUUGACGAAACUUAUGUCGAUGUCUAUCUGGCGAAAAAUGUUAAGCGUCGUUAUUAUGAAGGCGCGUUUCUCCAUUUGAUAUCGGAGAGAAACCUCUUGAGUAUAGUCUUCCAUGGCGGUAGUAAUAAGCAAAAGGGCCGGGGCAUACGUGUUGACUAUCACUUUGAAAUAAUUAAGUGCGGUGGAGUUUUCACAGAAGAAAGCGGCUUUUUCCCGCUACAUAGCGCCACUGGAGAAACGGCAGAGAAUUGCGAGUGGGUCAUUGAAGCGCCAAAAGGAAAACACAUUCAAAUGCGUUUGCAAAUAUAUUAUUUGAGCAUUCCUCCCCCAUGCAGUCCAGGUGAAAUGGACAUAGCAAUUUAUUCCAAUGAUACUUUCAGUGACGGUCAGCUGUUGAUGAGCUCUUGCGGCAAAGCCAAAGAUAUCCGGGAAUCUUUCCAUGCAAACAUCAUUACCAUAUUUUUACGUAUGAGGCGAAAGGAUAACAUUCCUAUUAAUUUUGGUCUCGGCUAUAACAUCGUCGAUAACAAAGCAGCUUGUGGCGGCACUUUCACUGCACAAUACGGUACUAUCAAAACGCCAUCUUGGCCACAGAAUUACGGUGAUUCAUUGAAUUGUACAUGGAUAAUAGAAGCGCCGUUGGGUCACAAAAUAGAAAUCGUGGCAAGGAAUUUCAGUGUAGAGACCACAUCGAAAAAUUGCAACGACGAUUAUCUGGAAAUCAGAAACGGCAAAAGCGCAACAUCCCCUUUGAUUGGCAAAUACUGUGGCAACACUAUACCCACGCGGAUACCAUCAUUUGCAAAUUAUCUUUACCUUAAUUUUAUUUCCGACUCAUAUCUCACUGAUAAGGGAUUUUAUUUGACAUGGCAGCAAACUGAAACCGGCUGCGGCGGCAAGCUCACCUCGUACACGGGCUCCAUACACUCACCUCACAACUCUGAUAUUUAUGGUGGAUCCAUAUCUUGUGAUUGGCAAAUAACCGUAUCCAGAGGAUCCACAAUUAGCAUAUACAUUACACUUACUGGAAAUAGCUUGAAUAUUUGCGACCAAGAUACGUUAACAGUCAACGAUGGCUCAACUGUGAGCAAUCCGCAACUGAAAUUCAAUUGCGGGUACAAUAGCACUACAGUUCAGUUGAAGACCUCUACAAAUCAAGCUGUAAUCAUUUAUAACUUUAAAAAGACGAACGCAAAUGCUGGCUUGCCGUUCGUCAUCGAUUACGAGACCAACUGUGUUGUUAAACUAGACAACUUGCAAGGUGUGAUUGAGUCUCCGAAUUUCCCCGACAAUUAUCCGCCAAACUUAAACUGCUUCUGGGACAUACACGGUGGUCAAAAUAAUAAAUUCCAAUUGAUAUUUUCGCAUUUCGAGAGUGAAAUCCGAAAUGACGAAUGCAGUUUCGAUUAUAUCGAGAUUUUCGAUUUGCGAAACGAUGAUGUCCUCUCCAAGCAGCAUUUGUGCUCGAAUCCUCUUAAAGCCAUAACAACUGAAGGCAACCGGUUCCAAGUAAAAUUCGUCACGGAUUACUCUGGUCAUGCAAAAGGCUUUAGGUUGGAAUACAAAAGGAUUGGUUGUGGAAGUGUAUUGACUGGAAAUUAUGGCUCGAUACAAUCGCCUAAUGCGCCCUUUAGCGUCGGUUUGAAUUGUGAUUGGCAGAUUGAAGUUGAGGCUGGAAAGAGAAUUGUACUUAGCUUUGACGAGAUCCAUAUAGAAAGCGAAUCGGGUGAUUGCAGUGAGGACGGCAUUGUUGUUUCCGAUGAGAAGAAUUCAACUUCUUAUCUGUUAAAAGAAUGUCGUAUAGACCAAGUUCCCGUUACUGUAACAUCAUCAGCAAAUCACUUAAACAUCCAUUUCUAUACAAGCAACACCCGAGCAAGAAAAUAUAUUUCAGGUGCUUACCGUGCACGACCAGCAUCUUGUGGUGGAACUUUCCGAGGCAAUAGUGGACACAUUAGGUACCCUGUAUAUGCGGCUGGAACGGACGUAAAUACGGAGUGUGUGUGGUUGAUCACAGUGGAUAAUAGCUAUGGAAUAAAUCUUGUAUUCGAUAGUUUUAAUAUCAGUUGUACUGACACGUUUUUGAGUAUUUGGGAUGUAGGCGUUAAAGAAACCAAGCUUGUACAAAAAACUUGUGGAAGCGCCUUACCCGAAAGCAGAUGGGUCCAAAGCAAUCGGCUUAGAGUGAUUUACAAAGCGAGCGGAGCGAGUUGGGGAACGUUUUCUUUCAAAUUCAAGAAGGCCUGCGGCGGUUAUUUGAAUGACACUUUUGGUUAUAUUAAAUCUCGUUGGGAUGAACAUUGUGAGUGGAGAAUCGAAACGCAGGGAUCAAAAAUUUUCCUUGAUAUACAUCACCUAGAAUGUGAUUGUUCCAAGCAGGCAAAUUGUACCAACGGCUUGAGGCUAAUAAAUGGCAAUGAUAAAAGCGAACUAAAUAGUUUCUGUGAUAAUCAUCAAUCCAAUAUUAUACUACCAACCAACGCUUUACAUAUUGUUGCCACAAAAAUUGAGUUCAAAGCCGUAUAUAGUAUUGUACAGACUACGUGUGGAGGCACUCUCACCUCAAUGAGAGGCAUACUGACUUCACCAUACUAUCCCCAAUCCUAUCCGUCAAAUAUUGAAUGCGUUUGGGAAAUUAAAGCAUCGCCAGGCAAUUACCUUGAGUUGAGUAUCAACGAACUGGAUAUCGUAAAAUCUGAAAACUGUAAUGAAGACUUUUUGGAAAUACGUCAAACGAGUGCACUUGGCAAGAUCUUACAAGUAUUUUGCGUAAAUGAGGUUGUGACAGAUCGAAUUGUUGUAUUUGAAAGGGCAUGGCUCAAGUUCCGUAGUGUUGAGGGAAAUACAGCGAAUGGAUUUAAACUGCAAUGGAAUUACGUACACGCUAAUGAGCUGAACAGCACCACUGGUUCGAUCGAGUCGCCGCCUUUGAACUCUAUACGUAAUCAAGAGCCGUUCACAUGGAGGAUUACCUUGCCGAGAGGAGAUUUCAUUUUUAUUGAAUUCAAAGUUUAUAAUCGAGGUCUAAGGUUAUACGACGGGUUUGAUGAUUUGGCAUUGGAGAUACCAAUACCCGUUUCUCCUUGGCAAUUCACAUCCAGCAGUAAUGUCCUAUAUUUGGUGAGUAAUAAUGAUGAGUUGGACGCAUUCAAAGUUGUUUGGAAAACCGUUAACAGUAGUGUGACCCCAACGAAUUCAUCGAACGGCGAUUGCAAUAAGACAUUUAUUAUAAAUAAUGCGCAACGUCUGAAUAUCUCCUCGCCCGGUUAUCCCAAUGGCUAUGCUAACGAUUUAGACUGUGAAUGGAUCAUAAAAUCAGAAGACCCCAUGGAGCACGUUGUAUUGAGGAUAUAUGAAGUCAAGCUCGAAACUUUUGGAGAAGAUUACUUACGCAUCUUCACGUCGACUAAUUUGAGAGAUUGGCAUAAAGAGCUGGAUAUGUAUGAUACUAGGGACAUGUCCUUAGAACCAGUUAAAGUCGUACAUGGCACACCAUAUAUAAAACUUCUAUUGCACACCGACUCCAGCAUUAAUGGCAGCGGUUUUACGUCGUUGGCGAAAACUACAUGUGGUACCAACAUGACCGAUCUGACAGGACAAAUAGUAGCCAAAAAUGUUAUGCGCUCGUGGAGUUCCAAUUCGCUUUGCAUAUGGCACAUUGAAGUGCAAAUGGGUAAGAGAAUCGCUAUCGAUUUCAAUUUUGGCAAGAACAUUAUACCAAAGACACAAGAAUGCCGACAAUAUGCGAUCAUCUACGACGGUUUCGAUGAUAAUGCGCCGAUACUAUCCCCUGGUCGUAUAUGCAACCAAAUGGGUCUAAAUGUUAAGAAUAUGGAGUCAUCCACGAACCGUUUAACAAUUAAAUAUAAUCUGAAUUGGACCACACCAUUUGAAAAGGAUCUAGACUUCAAUCUAACCUAUCAUCAAAUCGGCGAUUGCGAUACGGAAAUACAACUGACGCAUUACCUCAACGCGGUCAAUAUCAGCUCACCUAAUUAUCCGAAUGUGCCGAACCCGCACACCGAGUGCAAUUGGAUUAUUAUGGGUCCCGUCGGCGAAACAUUGCAAGCGGAAUUCAUAGAGACUUUCAGCUUUAAUACACGCUAUUGCAACCAAGAAUUUAUUGAGUUUUUCGAUGGUUCCACGGAGCUCUCACGUAGUUUGGGACGCUUUUGCACAAAACCAAAUGCGAUUCGAUCCACUGGAAACAUACUUCGUGUGCAUUAUUUGACAGAUAUAAGUGAACCGCGAAAUGGUUUUCACCUCAAUAUCUCUAUAGCGACUUGUGGUGGCACUUACGUAAACAUAAAUGGUGAAAUAACAUCCAGUGGUUACCCCACGCCUGGGGCUUAUCCUAAGCCAAGCGCUUGUGAAUACACAAUAAAAAUGCCGCGUACAUCGAGGAUAAGUUUGAAUUUCACCGAUUUCGAUUUGCAUUUCGAAUAUACAAAUUUGAAUCGUUCCGAUCGCAUUGAAAUAACUACCCUCGACGAAAAUCCGGAAACCGUAGCUGUAUUAUACGGUAAUACCACAACCAAGCCGGUGUUAGAAGUUGACUAUAGUGCGGUCAGGCUACGUUUUAUAACAUUUACCACCACCCAGCGGCAUCGCGGAUUUAAGUUAAGGUACAAUCGAUUAUAUGGUUCUUGUUAUCGUGAUGUCGAAGACACCUCAGGUGUUAUAAAACUAAAUAUGCAGUCCCGUUCUGCGAUAUUUAUUUCCUGCAGAUGGAAAAUCAAAGUGCCGAAAGGGCAGCGUGUAACUCUAGAAUUUGAUAAAUUCGAAGCUGAAAGUGUUAACAAUAAUACUGAGCGAUUCAUAUCGAGCAUACAACGCUAUCCAAACUUUUUGACAACAAAAAUGUCAUUCUUCAAUGAUCCCGACAUGCUUUCGAAAAUUACCGAGAUAAUGAAUGAUUUUAGUUUACCUGAUAAAAUACUCUCGUCCGACAACUUUAUGUAUAUUCGAAUCGAUAUCUACCAACGCAUAACAACUUUUCGGAAAAUUCAGGUACGCUACAGCUCCGAUGAGGAAUCUGCUUGUCCGCCAGACAUAAACGAACAAGUUUUUGGUUCAAUAAACACGAACAACUUGCCGCCAAACGUUAACUUCUUUUGCAACUCAAAGUUUGGUUUAAGUGGUUUUGAAACUAUAACAUUUAAAAUCAAAGAACUGCUGGUAUAUGGAAGUAAUACCAACCGCUUUGCGUAUGCUAUCCGAUUCAAAGACGAAAGAUCCCUAAUGGCACUCAAAACAAUAAACACGAAUGCAACUGAUACGACUGUGUCCAUAUCCUCCCAAGGUGGCACGCUGUCCAUACUGCAAACUGACUUGCUGAAAAUAAGACGAUUCUCAGUAGACUUCUACAGACAUGCCUGCGGAGGGAGCUUUCAUGUACUUGACGUACCUAAAAUAGUAUUUCCAACGGAAAACUUUGUACACAACGGAGAUGAAAGUCCUAUUGAGUGCUCAUGGACGAUAACCAAUACUGGCGCAAGGAGUCCCCUCAAGCUUGUUGGUAAUCUUAGCUUAGAUAAUGACUGCAGUAAGGAAUAUAUAAGCAUACGUUCACGCUUGUCGCCGGACUACACCGAAACAAUAAAACUUUGUCAUAAUUCAACAGAGCUGACUACAGGCAUCCCUUUAAAACAAUCAAUUGUAACUAUUUUAUAUUCUACGAACAAGUACAGAUCAAGCUCAACAUUCCAGAUAGCAGUUGAAACAACGGUUGCAUGCGGUAUGCGGACAAGGGUGGUUACCAAUAUGAAUACGCCCGUUGUGUCAGUGAAUUCUAAAACCUAUAAAAAUAAUAUGGAAUGCAGUUGGGAGUUUGAAACCAUCACAGGGCUAUAUAUGACGGUGGAGUUCACUGGCAGAUUUUUCAUAGAAAAAUCCGUAAAUUGCUCCAAGGAUUAUCUGCAAAUAUAUGCCUACGAAGAUGAAGUUUGGCAGCCGAAGGAGCGAUAUUGCGGCCGAGAUGUGCCAAACAGCUACAAUGGCACGUCGAAUCGUUUACUUAUCGUGUUCCGCACGGACAAUGCAACCAGAGGAGAUGGCUUCACCUUCCGCAUAUCACCAUCUUGCACCGCCACUUUCAAUGUCACCGACCAAUUGCAAAUGGUACAACCGCCCACGGAUGAAAUCGGAACUUACUCAAGGUUGCGUUGCAGCUACACAUUCCUAACAAGCUCAGAUAAUGCUAUCAAUGUGCAAAUAAUAUCAAACACAUUAUUCGCACGCAGGCGGUAUUACUUAAAUCAACCUUGUCCAUAUGGAAUGUUUACCGCUUAUAAGAAGGACGACGACGGAAAUGAAAUUCAAAGCGGCGAAUAUUGUAGAUCAGUUGAAGUAAAUGCGAAGCACUAUUUACGCAUAAGCUCAGACGUUUCCUUCGACACUUUCCUUAUAACUUAUCAAUUGGAUACAUGUGGUGGCAAUAUCACUUCUUAUGCCAACAUACGCCCACUUAUGGCCGACAACUCUGAUGGCGGCGAUUAUCAGUAUGCGAACAACAUGAAUUGCGUUUGGAAUGUUAUGGCGCCACCGGAUCAUUCCAUAGUUGUGCGCUUCAAAUAUUUCGACAUGGAAGAACACGAUCAGUGUAUUUUUGAUUUUGUGGCAAUUUACGCAGGAUCCUCCACACGUCCCGACAACGAACUGGCUAAAUUCUGUGGUAACUUAACCGCGAACCCGCCUUUGGUGCUCGUCGACGAUCAACAGGCUGUCAUAACCGCCGUGUCCGAUAUUAAUAAUGCACACAAGGGCUUUUUUGCUGAGGUGAUUUUCGUGCGUAACUGUAACGAGCGCAUCGCCUUAACCAACGACGACACCAUAGCGCAACCACUAGUUAUGAUACGAAAUUACACUGUUAACACGUACGACGAGCUACAUUGUCAAAUACGCGUGACAGCGCCAGAGAGUUAUCGCGUCAAAGUUCAAGUUCGAAAAUUAGAUAUCAUUUCAGGGAAAUGUACGAAUAAUAAAUGUGAAGACUGUAACUAUUUGGAGGUCAUUCAGGGUGCACAGAAGUCGGAUACAUUGUCUAUGGGUAAAUUUUGUGCAAAUGAUGAUGAUGGCAGGAGAAAGCUGGUGACGUCAGACGAGCAUGCUUUGCUUCAAUUUAGUUUUACAAAGGCUGGAAAUUACUCUGUAGAACUUGUGCUGGAAAUCGAGAAAUCUCUUUGUGGCAAACUGAAUGAAAUACAACUCACGGGUGACCAGGCAGUGAACAUUCAAUUUCCUCCAAAUAAUAAUUCUGAGUAUCUACCAAAUGUUCAUUGCAAAUGGCGCAUUAAAUCCGAACGCGACUAUCAAAUACAUUUUGAGUAUUUACUGCUACAGCCGCCAGCUCCAGAGACAGGAAAAUGCAAUGAUUUCUUGCGGUUAACUCAACAGGAGAUUACAGAAUACUAUUGUGGCAACGCCACAGGAUUUACUAAAUACAUCUCCAGUCAAGAGGACGAUGGCAGUAGCUAUACUGAGUUAACCUUUCACAGCGAUGACUCUGUUGAGGACAAAGGAUUCAAUAUAACAAUUUCGUACCAACAACCUUGUAAUCUCACAUACACGAGGCUCAGUGGGCUAAUGGACUUCAAAGCGAAGGAUAAUGCAAACCAGACAUGUCUUGCAGAUAUAAUGGUGCCCGAUGAGUACGUCCUCAACUUUAAUAUUCGGGCUACAAAUUCAUAUUACUCGGGAGCUAAUUGCUCUUCGCCAAAUCUACAGAUAAAUGAAUCUAUUACAAAUAAGAAUUUACUACAACAAUGUAUCUCCUACUAUUAUGAUGAAAACCUUAAUACAAACGCAAGUGCAAUUCAUAUAUUCACCACAAGUUUGGACAGCUUCCACAUGUUCUACUAUGCCACUAAGAGAUCUGCUGGAAUAGGCUGCGGUGGUGAGAUACAAACAAUGGACGGUGUUAUUCGCAGUCCAUCUUAUGAUGAUCGAAACUUCUCUGAGUGCCGUUGGGAUAUCACUGUUCCGGAGCCCAGUCACGUGCAAGUGAAUUUUAUAACUUUCGACAUGGGAUCUAAAGUGAACUGCGAAUUCGACUACGUGAACAUCGUUGAAGUUUCAUCUAUUGGUGAGGAGAAGGUGGCAAAAAAUAUCUGUGCAGAUCAAUACGUGUAUAAUUUUGUAUCAAAAACAAGCAAAGUUGCGAUUGUUUCGAAAAAGUCGCCCAACUUCAAUGGAAAUGGAUGGACUUUGAGUUUCCAAGCGGUGUCUAAAUAUGUUUUGACCUAGGUUAUCAACUUAUAAGAACAGCAAAAUAAAAAAAU